AUGUCGGGUAAAACAGCGCUCGUCACCGGCGCCACAGGCUUCCUCGGCCGGCAGGUCGUCAAGGCCUUCCAAUCCCACGAUUGGACUGUGAAGGGCACCGGCUACUCGCGCGCAGACGGCGUCAACACCCUCAAGGUCGACCUCGCCAACCCUGCUGAGAUUGAAAUGGCUUUGGAAGGGGUGAAACCACAGGUCGUAAUACACUGCGCGGCAAACCGCUUCCCCGACAAGGUGGACGCGGACCCGGCCGGCACGCGGGCGCUCAACAUCGAGGCGUCGCGGGCGCUGGCGCAGCAGUGCGCCGCGCGCGGCGCCGUGCUCGUCUACGUCUCGACCGACUACGUCUUCGCCGGCCGCCCCGGCGACGCCCCCUACGAGGCCGACGCCCCCACGGGCCCGACCAACCUGUACGGCCAGACUAAGCUCGAUGGUGAAGGGGCGGUGCUCGGCGCGUUCGAGGAGGGUGCGGGUGGGCAGCAGGGUGUUGGUGGUGGUGGUGGUGGUGCUGUGGUGCUGCGCGUGCCGGUGCUGUAUGGGGAGGUGGAGGGUGGGAGGAAUGCGGAGAGCGCGGUUAAUUGUCUGAUGGAUGUUGUGAUGGGGGGGGAGGGGAAGGCGGGGACGGUGAAGAUGGACCAUUGGGCGUUGAGGUAUCCGACGAAUACGGAGGAUGUUGCGAGGGUUUGCUACGAUGUGGCCGUUCGUUAUCUGGGUGAAGAGAACAAGGCGUCGCUGCCGCGGGUGCUGCAGUUCUCGAGCGAGGACAAGUACACCAAGUACGAAAUGUGCCAGCUGUUCGGCGAAAUCAUGGGCGCGCCGAUCGAUCGAAUCGUGCCGAAUACCGAGGGGAACGACCCCAAGGCUAGCGUCCAGCGGCCGUACGAUUGCCAUCUCAGCACGAGGGCCCUCAAGGACAUCGGAAUUGAUGUCUCGACGCAGGACUUUGUUGGGUGGUGGAGGCGGGAAUGCCGGGCGUUUCGGCAUUGA
This is a messenger RNA of Chaetomium fimeti, 984 nucleotides long. RefSeq lists its product as uncharacterized. Gene Ontology annotation, cellular component: methionine adenosyltransferase complex. Gene Ontology annotation, molecular function: methionine adenosyltransferase regulator activity. The transcript is spliced from 4 exons. NCBI's taxonomy places the organism in Eukaryota, Fungi, Ascomycota, Sordariomycetes, Sordariales, Chaetomiaceae. The record is from RefSeq and is a predicted model, not a curated record. The coding region runs from base 1 to 984 and encodes 327 amino acids. Gene Ontology annotation, biological process: S-adenosylmethionine biosynthetic process.